This is a messenger RNA of Salvelinus sp. IW2-2015, 1511 nucleotides long. Lineage: Eukaryota; Metazoa; Chordata; Actinopteri; Salmoniformes; Salmonidae. The record is from RefSeq and is a predicted model, not a curated record.
UCUGCAAUCUAAUUUGACAGGAUUUAAGCAAUUGGAAAUCCUCAACUUCAGGAAUGGUAGUGUUGUGGUGAACAGCAAGAUGAAAGUAGAAAAAGAUGUGCCACAUAACCUGACACAGGUCGUUCACUGUGUGCUAGAAGACUUCUGCAACGCUGCAUCCAAACGACUAGACAUUGAGAUUGACAGUCGCUACCUGGACAUAGAACCUGCUGACCAAGCAGAUCCCUGCAAGUUCUUGGCCUGCAAUGAGUUCUCCCAAUGUGUGGUAAACAGUUGGACCCAGGAGGCCGAGUGUUUGUGUGACCCUGGCUACAGCACUACGGACGGUCUGCCCUGCCAGAGCAUUUGUAACUUGGAGGAAGAAUACUGCUUCAACGGGGGCCUWUGUGACAUCAUCCAGGGUCAUGGAGCCACCUGCAGAUGUCCUGUAGGGAAAUACUGGCACUAUCACGGAGAGCGCUGCAAUGAGCUGGUGUCGCUGCCUGUAGAUCCAGCCAUUUUCAUAGCCUGCCUGGUGGGAAGCCUCACCUUGGUUUGUGCCAUCAUAGGCAUCUUGGUAUUCAUAAACAAGAAAUGUUUCGGGAACCGAAAGACUGUGACUUUGGUGCAUACAAUUGCUCCCUAUGCCUUUGAGAACACAUUGAGAGUGAACCCUGUUUUUGAAAAUGACGAUGGCAUCUUAACUCAAGUAUCCAGCAUAAGUACACCAGCACCCUCGAGUAGCGGUGCUGGUUCUUCCCAAACAUCCGAGCAAGAAGGUUUUCGCGCUAUUGAAAAUAUACAUCUAAGUAUUGAGGUAAUCUGUAUAGCUCAAUUGGCCCCAUAUUCUAAACAAACUAAUACCACUAAUCCAAACCGUAUGCAAACAUCACCUAAUGUUUACUAAUUCCGCUUAUGACAAAUAACCAUUUCGAUUCACAAGAAACAACCUUCUAUCCUGGCUAUAGUAAGAACAGGGCUAUAGUAAGAACAGGGCUAUAGUAAGAACAAGGCUAUAGUAAGAACAGGGCUAUAGUAAGAACAGGGCUAUAGUAAGAACAGGGCUAUAGUAAGAACAGGGCUAUAGUAAGAACAGGGCUGACAAAACAAGAAGAAUGACAGCUUCUUUGUGAUUAAAAGUAAAGCUUUAAUGAAGUAAAGUACUCACAUAGGUUCUGUGGUACAUCUUAAAAACGUCCAGAACAGAUGACAUAACAAAGGCUCAGAGAGCACGAUGCAUUGCCUGAGGAAGACCAGUCGGCUGAAACCCGGUGCGUUCUGAGUAUUUCUAAUAUUAUCUGUUCUGUUCUUUUUUGAAAAUGCACCACAGGUAAAUCACAGUACUUUUCUUCAUUACAUCUUUAUUUUUGAAUCGCCAAAGAAGCUCUCCUUGCUUUUACUUUGAAUGAUCAGCUCUCCUGCGCUCCUUUUUUUCCUUUCCACUCUUAUGGGAUGGUUAGUUCCUUCAACAAAUUCUGAAGGAACGCGUUUCUACUCCAUAGUACAGUGAGGUAUACUUUCAUACCCUAAAC